Molecule: messenger RNA, 1933 nt
Organism: Salvia hispanica
Lineage: Eukaryota; Viridiplantae; Streptophyta; Magnoliopsida; Lamiales; Lamiaceae
Biological process (GO): carbohydrate metabolic process
Molecular function (GO): carbohydrate binding; catalytic activity
Source: RefSeq, a predicted model, not a curated record
AUGGUGGUGGAUUUGGCAUCUCAGGAUGAGGGAGUAACACUUGUUGAACGUGGUAAUCAUGUUGAGAUGAGUAAUGGAAUAGUUAGCAUCACAUUGACCUUACCCGGUGGUUCAAUCACCAAUAUAACAUAUCAAGGAAGUGACAAUUUGCUUCAAACUCAAGAUAAAGAAACAGACAGAGGGCAUUGGGACGUUGUUUGGAACGAGGCAUCAAGCAGCAUUGGCAAAACUGACAACUUGGAAGGAACAGAUUAUAAGGUGAUAUCGCAAAGUGAAAAUCAAAUUGAGAUUUCAUUUACCAGAACAUGGUCUCCUCCUAGCUCACUCGCCCCAUUAAACAUUGAUAAAAGAUAUGUGAUGCUGCGUGGGUCCCCUGGAUUCUAUACAUAUGCUAUACUCGAACGAAUUAAAGGGUGGCCUUCUUUUCUUAUACAAGAAGGAAGAAUCGUGUUCAAGCUUCAGGAGAAUAAGUUUCACUACAUGGCUAUGUCUGAUGAAAGGCAAAGGUUUAUGCCAAUGUAUGAAGAUCGUGAAUCUGGCGAACCACUUGCUUAUAAGGAAGCUGUUCUCUUGAAAAAUGCAACUAAUCCCGAAUUCAACGGAGAGGUGGACGAUAAAUACUUGUUCUCAAGCGACAACAUUGACAAUAAGGUCCAUGGAUGGGUUAGCAAUGACAAUGUCCCAAUAGGGUUUUGGAUGAUCACUCCAAGCAAUGAAUUUCGAACAGGUGGCCCAAUCAAACAAGAUCUCACAUCUCAUACUGGUCCAAUUCUCCUCUCUAUGUUCAUCAGCAGACAUUAUAUUGGGACUGACAUAGAUGUCAAGUUUGAAACUCAAGACAAUUGGAAAAAAGUUAUUGGUCCUAAUUUUAUCUAUCUCAACUCCAAUGCUUCUGCUCUAGCAGAUCCUUCUAUUCUUUGGAAUGACGCUAAACUAAGGUUGCAAAAGGAGGAAGCGGAUUGGCCGUAUAAUUUCCUACAUUCGAUCGAAUACCUCAAAUCCGAUCAACGGGGAUCUAUUACCGGUCAAUUGCUUGUUCAUGAUCGGUUGGUUAGUGAGCAACCUAUGCCGGCUGGCUCAGCUUAUGUGGGAUUAGCUCCACCCGGGGCGGCUGGGUCAUGGCAGAUUGAGAAUAAGGGGUAUCAAUUUUGGACACGGACGGAUGAAGAGGGAAAUUUCGAGAUCAAGAAUGUGAUUCCGGGAACCUACAACUUGUUUGGAUGGGUUCCUGGAGUUGUAGGAGACUUUAAACAUGUAUCCGACAUCACCAUCAACCCUGGAUCUAGUGUCAAGGUUGAAAACCUGGUGUUCGAUCCCCCAAGAAACGGUCCAACUUUGUGGGAGAUUGGGACUCCAGAUCGCACUGCUGCCGAGUUUUUCAUUCCGGAUCCUAAUCCAAAAUUCAAGCUUCAUCCAUACAAACUUCCCAUUCAAAAGUUCCGACAAUAUGGGCUUUGGGAUCGCUACACCGAUUUAUACCCUAAAAAUGACCUUGUUUUCACAAUUGGGACUAGCAACUAUAAAACAGAUUGGUUUUUCGCACAUGUUACAAGGAAAAUGGGAGAGACAGAAUAUACAACAACAACAUGGCAAAUAGUGUUCAACCUCAAUACCGUCGACAAACAAGCAAAUUACACUCUCCAAUUGGCCCUCGCAUCAGCCACUGCACUAGAUUUACAAGUACGUUUCAACGAUCAAAUAUCCCCUCCACAUUUCGAGACGGGAUUCAUAGGCCGUGAUAAUGCAUUAGCAAGACAUGGGAUUCACGGGUUGUACCGUUUCUACAGCAUCCCGGUGCAAGGCCAAAAACUUGUUGUGGGAGAGAACAAGUUAUUCUUAACACAAGCAAAUAGGAAUGGUUCAAAGCUUGGACCCUUUAAUAGUAUCAUGUACGAUUAUAUACGUUUAGAAGGCCCAACGCCAUAAAUAUAGG